AGCUCCUCCUGGUGACAUCACAGCGCGCGCGCUCCCUCACACCUGGCAUUCUUACCUUCGACGCGACAGGCAGAGAACAGACAGCUAAAGCGCUCCGGUGUUUUAAAGUUCCUAAUUUGGUGACAGUGGCUGCAUUACUGUAGCCACAAACGCUACAGACUCUUUGCUUUAGUUAUUUUUUUGUUAUUUUAGUUAUUUUUUUCAAACAACAAUACAGGGCACUUUGACAGGUGGAGGAGAAGACAUUCCAAAUUUCACAACCUUCUACUUGGGGUGGACCUAAGCCUCCGUUGAUCAGAUCUUUCAAUGGCACUAACAUUGAACUUGAGCGGGCCUGCUCCAUGGGGCUUCCGAAUAAAUGGAGGAAGAGACUUCAAAACGGCCAUUACCGUGUCAAAGGUCAAUGCAGGCAGCAAAGCAGAGCAAGCAAACCUGAAAGCCGGCGAUAUCAUCCUGGAAAUCAAUGGUGAAAACACAGAGGACAUGCUGAAUGUGGAGGCCCAGAACAAAAUCAAGAAAUCCAAGACCACUCUGCAGCUGGUGGUGGAGAGACCUGAACCUCCCAGCCCUCAACAGUCCAACGGCAUCAGCACACCUGAACAGCUAACUGGACGCUUCCAGGAGGCAGUCAUAGUGAGUCGUGACGAGAACCAGAACUAUAGAGAAUAUAAAAUCUCCAGUCCCACGUCAAUGUCCCCAGGACCCUAUUCAUCAUAUUCUACUGCCAGCCCCGACAGAAGAGGGGAAAGACUGACACCAACCUUAAAUAAGAGUGUGCAGCUGCGCUCAUGGUCACCAGAGGAAAAAAAUAACCGUGUCUCCAGGCCACAGUCUCAGGAGUUCUUUCCUUCAGACUUCAGGCAACCCUCUGGGUCCAGCAGGACCCCAACCCCUCCAGAGCGCUACUCACCUCAUAGCCCCACUGAUCGAGAUGUUCCCAUGUCUCCUCGCCGCAGCAGGACCCCAAUCCCUCCAGAGCGCUACUCACCUCAUAGCCCCACUGAUCGAGAUGUUCCCAUGUCUCCUCGCCGCAGUAGUUCCAGCUCUGACUUCGCCAUGCAAAGAUUUGACAGGGACUCAGAGGUGUACAAGAUGAUCCAGGAGAACAAGGAGUCCCGUGCAGCACCUCGUCAGUCAAACACCUUUAAAAUGCUGCAAGAAGUCCUGGAAGCUGAUGAGAAAGAGGCAGCCCUGCGGUUCCCUGGGAAGCUUUCCCCCAACGCCCCAAAACAAAGCUCAUCUGUUGGAGGAGUCAGCAAACAGCACACCUGUGAGAAAUGUGGCACAAGCAUUGUGACACAGGCAGUGCGCAUCUCAGACAACUGCUUCCGCCACCCAGAGUGCUACACUUGCACAGAUUGUGGGCUUAACCUGAAGAUGAGAGGUCACUUCUGGAGUGGAGAUGCGAUGUAUUGUGAGAAGCAUGCCAAGGAGAGGUACCAGAGCCUAGCCAACUCCAUUCAGACCACCGUCUCCCCCCGCCAAUGAGUUGGCCCCUCCUCAUCGGAUCCACCAUGCAGUGUGCUGCUGCCUGCCUGAAACGCCACCUCAUCUGACUCGCUGAUACACCUUGACAAAAUAUUCUUGGGGGACAGACAUUUCACUUAUUUCUCAUCUUUAAUCAAGUAUUGCAAUUUAAUAAUAUACACUUUCUCGCUUUAAUUUCCUGUCUGCUGAGAAAUUUGCUGUUUUUCACUAUAUGGUUCAUACUUUAUGGUCUCUAUAAGUCAUUAUUUGAGGUCACAUUAACAAGGCACAAAAGCUUUUGAAAAAGUUAAAUAGAAGGACGAUCACCAUUUGAAUUUUCGGAGGACAAAAAGGGACCAAUACAUAUCCAUCUCUGCAUGCUGCAUUGAAGUUGCUCAGUAUGGUGCUGUGUGUGAGAGUGGGUAUGAGUGUGAGUGAGUGUGAAUACAGGCUUACACAUGUGGAGAAGUGGAUUCUGCGUGGCUUGUUUCUGUGUGUAUGAUUGUUUGUGUUUGCACAUGAGAAAGACGGAAAAAGAUGGUGGCCAAGUUUUUGGACUUUUGGAGAGCGGUAAAUUCAGGCAAUAAAGCCUUUGGAAUUUGUACUAUUUUUUGUAAAAUAAGUCGAUAAGAAUUGGUAAAGGGGAGAAAAUGUUGAUUUGUUUGGCUUUUUUGUUAAUUUAGAGGAACAAGAUAUUCACUCGAUAUAUAAAUAUUGUUCAUAUUUUUGUGAUGAUUGUUACAAAAUAGAUCAUAUAAAAUGCAUAUUGUAUGCACGGGACAUUAAGAGUGAUGAGAAGUUAUGAUGCAGCACAUGUCCUUUUCCAGCAGUACUCAGAUAUGAACUUUAAUUUUCUCUUUUUUUGUGGAAUAUAAUAAACAUGCACAACUUGAAGCCUCUCCUGUUAUGACUGUUUAAAAACUUAUUUAAAUAAUGAACAAUCUCCUGCCUCAUUAAUAUUGGAUUCAUUUCAGAUCAUAUUUCUUCAACCUGCACAGCUGGCAGC
This is a messenger RNA of Cyprinodon variegatus (sheepshead minnow), 2473 nucleotides long. RefSeq names its product PDZ and LIM domain protein 2-like (gene pdlim2). Gene Ontology annotation, biological process: heart development; muscle structure development; actin cytoskeleton organization. Gene Ontology annotation, cellular component: stress fiber; filamentous actin; Z disc. Lineage: Eukaryota; Metazoa; Chordata; Actinopteri; Cyprinodontiformes; Cyprinodontidae. The record is from RefSeq and is a predicted model, not a curated record. Gene Ontology annotation, molecular function: muscle alpha-actinin binding; actin binding. The coding region runs from base 307 to 1488 and encodes 393 amino acids. The transcript is spliced from 11 exons.